AAAAACAGAUAUUGCAUUUCUGUUGUGAAAAAGACAAAAAGAACGACUUUUGUUUAAAAAAAAAAUACCUUAAAAAAACACUAAUGUCGUUUGAAUUGCAUCUCUAUAUCAUUGCAGCUAAACUGGUUUUUGUGUAUAUGGACUGUGGCAGUAUAUAUAACUUUCCACCCUGCUGCGUCGGAGAAAAAUUGGAUAAAAGCAAGAAUAUAUGUACGAAAUGCCCGAGAGGUGUGUAUGGUGACAACUGUACUCACUCCUGUAAGGUUCCGUACUUUGGACAUCGCUGUGUGCUCGGCGCGUGCAAAUGUAACCGUGUUUCCUGUAAAAUUCCAACGCAGAUAUGUUUUCCGACAACAGAAACGGACGUUUCCGGAUCAACACUGGUGUCAGCAACAGAAAUAGUAACAACAACCCAACGAGUCAAAAGGACUUCUGUGACUCCGGAGCCAUUCAGUGUAAGGCCGGAUACACGGGACGAGGACCCGGGACCCCGGACCGGUGACGCUGCUUCAUACCUCGUCUACAUCAUGCCCAUGAUUCUAACAUUAUUCUUAUUGAAGAUGUUAAGUUUCAUCUUUUGCUACAGAUGUCGUCAGUCGUGUAAUGUAGUAAACAAAACACAUCAAAUUAAUACAGACUAUGAGCUUCCAGCUAUAGUGUACGAAAACAACGGAUCUACAAAUAGCUAUGACACCCCUGAUACCAACACAAACAUUCAUCCAACAAUAGAUUCAAGCGAAUCGUCUUAUGAGUUUGUUGAACUAUUUCGAAAAGAUUUAUGAAGUUCACAUCUAAAUUCGUUUUGAAAUCAAUAUUGUGCUUGAUAAGUUGAUAGAGGGAUUAUGUAAGUGAUAUAAAUACAUGCAUAUAUUCUAUAUUUUGAUUAUUCGCAAAAUAUUUUCUGUAGAAAAAAAAUGUCUGCUAUGUAUAUAAUUUUCAGACUUGGCUAUCAGCUGUCUCAAUUUGGCUUAAUUGAAAACAAAUGCGAAUUGUCUUGUAUACACAUGAGAUUUUUUUUCUGUACGAAACGAUUACUCAACACGUCCUAGCUUCCUUAUAUUUUUCCACUGGAAAAUAAAAUCAGUCCAAAAAAAUCGAUAAAAUUAUUUAACAAGUUAAAUUCAAUUUUGUUAACGUUUACUUUUCCUUCCAUCAAUAAAUUCACAGACAUAAUCAUUUUUAUACUUGCUUAAGUAUCUAUUUUAAAUAAUUACUGCUCUCCUCAUUUCUUUUCAAAGAUGUCUAUAGCAUUGAUGUUUGAUAAAAUUAUGGUAGAGAUUAGAAGUCUAGAUUUCUUAAACGCCGUACAAUUUUGACAAAUGAUAAAAGAAAUAAAAGCAACAUAUAGA
This is a messenger RNA of Magallana angulata, 1349 nucleotides long. RefSeq lists its product as uncharacterized. The record is from RefSeq and is a predicted model, not a curated record. The transcript is spliced from 4 exons. The coding region runs from base 84 to 782 and encodes 232 amino acids. Lineage: Eukaryota; Metazoa; Mollusca; Bivalvia; Ostreida; Ostreidae.